Rhipicephalus microplus (southern cattle tick) is the source of this 793-nucleotide messenger RNA. RefSeq lists its product as uncharacterized. Gene Ontology annotation, molecular function: amine binding. The record is from RefSeq and is a predicted model, not a curated record. Lineage: Eukaryota; Metazoa; Arthropoda; Arachnida; Ixodida; Ixodidae. Gene Ontology annotation, biological process: symbiont-mediated perturbation of host defenses.
CGUGGCAUUCUUUGUUCGAUAAAAAAGCUUUUGGCGUGCACAACGUCUGCGAAGUCGCACGUACCGCUCUUGCUCUAUUAGAAAUGCGCCCAGAAACCGCUGUCCUGCUUCUGAGUCAGAUCCUGCUAACCUUUGGUGACAAGUUCUACCCUGAACUCAGAAGUGACCUGCAACAGUUUCAAGACUCCAGUCGGUGUUAUCCAGACAUCGGAGAGUGGUAUAUGAUAUACAGGAAUUACAACUACGACCCAGAUUUCGGUGGAACCGCAAAGUGCGUGAAAUACAGCCGAUACGGAACGUACCAGAACUUCACAACGCCAUCUGCGUUCUCCUACGGGCAAGGCGUCACCGGGAUUGUAAAGGGUGAAAUGACUUUGACUCCGGCAGACUGCUACUCGGCCAGAAACUCCGUCGGAUUUGUGCCGUACAACAACACGGGUGAUGUGAUUGAGGAAAAGUAUCAAGUAAUUUACACGGACUGCGACACCUGCUUCGUCUUUCGUCACCUUUAUGUUAAUGAUGGAUACGGAUGCACCUUGUGGCGCCGCAUAUCGACGUUCCAUCAGCCAGGUGACUGCUGCGAGUUCAUUUACGACGAGAAUUGCGGCACGUCACCCAAGUACCAAAUAUACCUGCCGUCUUGCGACCCAGGGCUCGGAAUGCCGGGCGUCUAGCACCGGGCUUUAAGAUGACGGCCGGGUUCAAGGAUGGUCUGAACUGGUUUUCAAACACAACACAAUACGUUACGACUCUCUGGAUAGUCCGUCAAUAAAGAAGAUAUCGAUCUGAUGAA